AGUCCCGUGUGUGCUGCGGCCCCGUCUCUCUCCCUCUCUGAGUGACACUGUCUGCCCUGCUGCUUGCCGUCCCGCUGUUGGCACCGCUUUAGACCCCAUAUUUCCCAGCGGUCACCGUGCUCAUUUUUGGCUUCCAGCUACCGUUUUUCUUAGGUUACCCCGCGUAGCUGGCCCGUCCUUCCUUCUCCUGUCUCUUCUGUGCCUACCGCGGGGGGUUCCCUUACCAAGGUCUCCAUCACCCCCAGGCCCACCUCCCUCGGGCCCCUCUCUGCCCUUGCCCUCCACCUCAGCGACUCCGUGGGGCUUUUGUGAUCCCAGCUGCAGUUAGCGAGCGCCCCUGUGUGCUCAGAGACACGCCAGUGAGCCGGGAAGGACAGAGACCCAAGUCCCAUCCCUCUGGGGCCCCCUUGGAAUGGGGGAGGCGAACAGGAAACCACCACAGUGAGUGUUGGGGUGCCCCGCAGGCGACGGUGCUGAGAAAAAGAGAGUGGGGUUGGGGGCAGUGCGUGCGCAGGCUGGCGGGUGGGCGAGGCGGGUGGAGGAUGCGUGGGGCGCAGUGCUUGCGCGCAGUGGGUGGCGGGGUGGACGAGGUGAGGGCCUGGCCAGGUGGGUGCCUGCGUGUCCAGCCUGAGGGGCGGCCCACGCAGCAGCCUCUGGGAGCCCUGGGGCCUUCCGUGGGCUGCUUCCUGUGGCGUCCUGCGGGCUGGCCGCCCCUCGGUGGGCUCCGGUGCUGGCCUCUGCCUUCCCCAGGGCCACGGUGGGCUCCUAGUGGCCUUUCUUCCCUCUCCAUCAACAUCCUUGUCCCAGGAAGAGGCGUCCACUGCCUGCUACACGCCACCCAGCCGUGUUCAUUUCCGUGUUCCAGUGUCACCCGUGUGCCUAGAACGUUCCUGGCACAGAAAAGCCACGCAGAAAACAGCUGCUGGGCCAACACCGAGACCCCAGGUCAUUAGUGUUAAUCAGAGUGAUGAAGAGGUUGCCAUUGGCAAUUCGGAAGGGAAUUCAGGGAGAGCAGCCGCAGUGCCCUGUCCCCAGAGCCUGGUGUCCAGAGCCAGAGUUCCGAGGGCCUCCUCAUAGUUUUAAAACUCUUUAUUUUAUUUUUAUUUUUUAUUUUUGAGACAGAGUCUCACUGUGUUGCUCAGGCUGGAGUGCAGUGGCUUGAUCUUGGCUCACUGCAUCCUCUGCCUCCUAGGUGCAAGCAGUUCUCUUGCCUCAGACUCCUGAGUAGCUGGGAUUUGUGCCACGACGCCCGGCCAGUUUUUUUUUUUUUUUUUUUUUUUUUUAGUAGAGAUGGGGUUUCACCAUAUUGGCCAGGCUGGUCUCGAACUCCUGACCUCAGAUGAUCCGCCCACCUCUGCUUCCCAAAGUGCUGGGAUUGCAGGUAUGUGCCACCACGCCCAGCCCUGAAACUACUUUCAUUUUAAAACGAUGAGUUCCUAAGAACUAGACUCUGAUCCCUGGAAACAACAUGCCAACCUCUGGCAUGCAGGACCUUUGCUUUCCAGGCAGGCAUUUCCCAAUUUUGUUAGAUUCUCAAGGGAGCCCCUGCCCCUGCUAAAGUUAAGACUCCUGUGCUGGGACAGGCAGGCUCCUCUGAUGUGGCUGCACGGGCGCACUCAGCAGCCUCGAUACAAUUUGAACUUCUUGCUGACAUUUGAACACAGAGGACGGCACAUACAUCCCCACAUUUCCCCACUUUUUUGGAAGUCUCGUGACUCCUGGCCUGCUGGUUUCCCGAGGACCGCUUCUGCUGGAGCGAUGGCCACUUGGGGAGGGUCGGUGCUCUCCACUGGCCUGAGUUGCUGGGCCCAUCACUGCUGCGUCGAAGCCUGAGACCACCCCACCCGGUCCCAAGGAGGACACAGGCUUUUCUGGUUUGGUUGAGACUUGCAGAGCCUAAAGAAAACUGCUGAGUUGUUUUUGCGAGUUACCUAAUGGUGCUUUAGCUGCUGCAUGCUUUUGUCCCAUGGUGCGUUUGUUUGUAAUUCACCACAGCUGUAAUUGCAGCAGAGCCAGAGAGCUUUCUCCUUAUUACAUAUCCUGAGAAGGAAGCCCUGGCAGCCCGACCUGAGAGAGGGUGAUGUGGCUCACUCAUGCAGGGAUGCUGGGACAUCAGGCUGGGAGUCAAGAGAUGGAAUUUUAGGCUUUCUCUGCCACCUUUUACCUUUGUAACUAGGGUUGAUGUGUGAACCCUUUGGGCAGAUUAAUCAUUAGUUGCCUCUUUAAACCAAUCUUUUAUUUAUUUAUCUUUAUUUAUUUAUUUUUGAGACAAGGUCUCACUCUGUCACCCAGGCUGGAGUGGGUGCAGUGGCGCUAUUUCGGCUCAGUGCAACCUCUACCUCUUGGGUUCAAGUGAUUCUCAUGCCUCAGCCUCCCAGGUAGCUUGGAUUACAGGCGCCUGCCACCACGCCUGUCUCAUUUUUUAAUUUGUAUUUUUAGUAGAGACAGGGUUUUGCUAUGUUGGCAAGGCUGGUCUCGAACUCCUGACCUCAAAUGAUCCAUCUGCCUCGGCCUCCCAAAGUACUGGCAUUACAGGUGUCAGCCACCGCGCCUGGUCUUUAAACCAAUCCUUUAAAUCUUCUCCAUUUUCAAAGUAGAGUGGGAAGAAACUGAUUUUUCUAUGAAUAAAGAUUGUGUAAGUCGUUCUUUCAAAUGUGAUUUGUGUUCACAUUCAGAAAUUUGUUAGUGACAUAUUUUCACUUAUUUGCAAGUGCCUUUCCUUACAGUUUUUCUGCCACUCAACUCAGAUGAGUUAUUCUCAAGGAUAAAGACCACUUAGAUGAAUAUAUUUUCAAAUUCUUACUCUGAAUGUGUUUAAGUAACCACCCUCUACCCCGUUUGGCAAAAUGUUUCCCAUUUUUCUGUGGUUUUUAUUUUAUUUUUUGUGGCUUUCAGAACCAGAUCACUUCUUGGAAGGCAUAUUAGAAGUUUGCAGUUGAGACGAUAAAAUAAGUCACUUUUUCCUGGGAGGUGGUAUUAUGUCACACAUCAUUUGGUAUCAAAAUUUCCCCCGGCUGUGGCUGCAGAGUUGAAGGACAUCAGCUGGCUGCGCUUGGGGUUGGUGGUCCGUUGUGAACUCUGCACCGUAUAGUGUGUGUGCUUUAUGUGCAAACGUUUUAACAAAGACAGGUUGCUGCGGGCAAGAAGGGUUUUAACUUCUGUUCGUGUUACUUCUGCUGAGUUGGAAGGAGCACAUUUCACAGAUGAUGUCAUUGGUGGAGGCCGAGCCUGCCAGCACCUUGUCUGCGUGUGCUUUGGCUGGACGAUGGUCUACACUGGGCCCCUGUGCAGCCUCCUGCCGGGGAGCCUGUGUCCCACCUGGCUCUGCUCUGAGCCAUUCAUGUCGCCUCCAGUGGCAGCUGUAAAAUGAAACUCAUGGCCUUUGCUGUCUCUCUUGUCCUGGGUGGUGAGGAUCAAAUGAACCUUUAUUAAUGGACAUGAAAAUAACCUUGUAAUUUCAUACACUGAAAUUACACUUUUCGUACGCUUUUCAAUGUAACACAUUGUAAAGCGCUGUAAAAAUAUCUCAGGAAAGGGCUGCCAAUUUUUGUCACAUCUCAUGUGACAAAGGUAAUUUUUUUUUUUUUUUUGGCUUGGAAAGGGAACGAAAAUAAGAUCAUUUUUCCUGGUAGGAAGGUAAAAGAUUUUAAAGAGAAGGUUUGUUACAUGUGAAAAAAACGAUUUGAUCAAAGGCAUAAUUGGUUGAAUUAUGCAUUCGACAAGGAUGGAAAUUACACGUUCAACAAAGAUGUGAAGAGCGUGCAGCCUGGCAAGGCAUCUCUGUCCUUAGCGUGCCCACCCCCAAUACGGGAAGGGCAGGAGAGGCUGGCAUGAGGCACCCGUGGUCCGUGCUGUGGGCACCUCCGGGAGGCAGCCUGGGACAGGCGGGUCCUGCUCCAGAGAGAGAAGGGGCUGCCGUCCGGCAUGUCUGGGAGGCUGGGUCCUUCCUUCCCCAAGGGUUGUAUCCACAGCCCCUCUCGAUCCUCACAGCAGCCCUGUGAAGGAGCACUGUGCCAUCCUGUGACAGGGCAGCCAGGUCUCAUUGGCACUGGGUGCUGAGGGUGGUGGGUGGGCGCAGGCCUUGAUGCCUGACUCUGACCUUGUUCUCCCCGGCGUGGUCUGCACCCUGUGAAGGGUGAGUGAACGCCCUCCUGGCCCAGUUCAGCCCCAGGUUGUGCCUGUUGUCCCCACAUCGUUAAUAAUUAUCCAUAGCGUCCCCUUCACUCGCAGAAGCGUCCGAGCUUAGACAGCAGGUUCCACGGCCACUCCAACAUGCGGUCUCAAACCCAGGGCCUGCAACUCCCGCCAUGUGCCCCGUUCUGCUUGUCACCCGCCUCGCCCUGAGGAGCCUCCAGCUGCUUCAGGACUUGUCCCUGUGUCACACAUCCAGGGCAGUUGUUCACUAGCAUCCCCGCUACCCCUGAAUCCAUCUCCACGUGCGUGGGCUUGGACCUGCUUCUCUCGCCCACUUAUCUGUGUAUCUCUGAGUAGUGAGACUUCCACGUUAGCGCUGUGGGGAAGAGGCUGGGCUUGGCUCAGCUGCUGAGGGAUCAGCCGACCCCAGGUCGCUGCGGCCCUUUCAGGAGGACGUUGGGGGGCAGGAGUGGCCGGCGGCCACCUGAGAAUGGGAGUGGCACCCGAAUAUGUGGAAUACACAGAAAUUCGAGUCCGCCUGUGGCCGUCUCCACGGUCCUUUCUACCAUGAUUUCUCCAUGUCCCCUGCAACAGCGACCCAUCCCAGCCAGGAGAGGAGAACUCUGGGAGGUUGCCUGGCAGUUACAAGUGUGUUAAGUAUUGUUGCUGCGUGCUUAUCAGUUAGGCUCAGGCACAGCUACUAACUUCCAGGCAUCUCGGCAGUGUCUGGCGUUUGGCAGUCAAGUUGUGUUUAGUUUUGACUUAAAGAUUAAAAGGUUAUAGAAUACAGGAAUAAUCUACCUUUUGAAGGAAAACUUGCCAAGUUCGCCUGACCUUUGAAAUGCCAAGAAUCCCAGAGAUGUUGAAGGAAGUGCCCAGAGGAAGAUCUGGUCCACAGUGGGUAUUCAGCACACUGAUUUCUUUCCUAUAAAAAAUUAUCUGUCAGGGCCGGGCGCGGUGGCUCAUGCCUGUAAUCGCAGCACUUUGGGAGGCCGAGGCGGGCGGAUCACGAGGUCGGGAGAUCGAGACCAUCCUGGCUAACACGAUGAAACCCCGUCUUUCCUAAAAAUACAAAAAAAUUAGCUGGGCGUGGUGGCGGGCGCCUGUAGUCCCAGCUACUCGGGAGGCUGAGGCAGGAGAAUGGCGUGAACUGGGGAGGCGGAGCUUGCAGUGAGAGGAGAUCGCGCCACUGCACUCCAGCCUGGGCGACAGAGCAGGCUGUCAACACAUUUAUAACCCCAGCAAUGGACUGAGGUGUGAGUAGGUUCCGCGUCGCCCUUUUCCUCCCAGUGUUACCCCCGGCACUGUGCUUGUGUCUCGGCAUCCUGUGGAUGGGGCCUGCGGUUAUCCAGCUGGUGGUUCAUGAGCACACACAUGCCUGAGGAGAUGGAUGGAGACAGGCGUUGCUAGUAGCAGUUCCUCCUCUUGUCACAGAGUGUGCAAAAACACUCUUAAGUACAGCCUGGUGCGAUGGGUCAAGCCUGUAAUCCCAGCACUUUGGGAGGCCGAGGCGGGUGGAUCACCUGAGGUCAGGAGUUCGAGAUCAGCCUGGCCAAUGUGGAGAAAUCCUGUCUCUACUACAAAUACAAAAAUUAGCUGGGCAUCGUGGCGGGCACCUGUAAUCCCACCUACUCGGGAGGCUGAGGCAGGAGAAGCGCUUGAACCCAGGAGGCAGAGGUUGCAGUGAGCCGAGAUCGCACCUUUGCUCUCCAGCCUGGGCAACACAGUGAGAUUCUGUCUCAAAAAAAAAAAAAAAAAGAAACCACUGUAAGUACAGACACCGUAGCAACCACACGGAGGCCCCCCGCCCCGCCCCCCGCGUGUUCCAGUGGGAAGCAGAGCCUCGGAAGGCGUGCACACGGGGGGUGCGUGAUGGUGUCUCCCUCUGCCCUCAGAUGGCCAGGCCUCGGGCCCGAUGUGCCAGGGUGGGUUCUUGUGUUCCGCGGGCUUCUUGUCCCUUCUGUCUGCUGUGUUGUGCGUGCGUCUCUCUGGGUGGCCUUGGCCGGGCUUCUCUCUCUGUGAGACAGGCGCAUCUCUCAGGGCUUUCUUCGUUCUGCUGAUAUCUAUCCCCUCUCAGGACCACUCGGUUUCAAAAGCGGUAACUAAACUUGUCUAACACGUGUGCAUGAGAGGAAGGCGGCCAGAGGCAUGGGUCUGAGGGCUUUGCUUGAAGAGCGGGCGGUGUGCGUGUCUCGCAGCGCCCCCACCUCGGUGUCUCAGGGCCUUGCUGUCUUCCGCCUUUUUCCCAGCGUCUCACCAGCAAAGUGAGUUUAUGAGAAUCAUGUUAACACACAGGCUUGAUGAUUGAGAAAGCAGAUGCUGAGAAUGUGACUAUGGAAUGAAUAAUUUUCAUUAUGAAAAACUGAUACAUUGUUUACGACAUGAUUCUCUGAGAUGCUUGUUGCUGAGAUUACAAACUUAAAUGGUUUUAUUGUUAUGUAAGCACCUAGCAUCUUAGUGUGGAGCUGAACAGGUACUGCCUGUGUUUCAGAGAGCUCAGCCGCUGUUACAGAAUACUGCAGGCUGCAUGGUUUACGCAAUAGAAAUUUAUUUCUUGUAGCUCUUGAGGCUGGAAAUCAGAUCAGGGUGUCUGCAUGGUGAGGUCUGGUGAGGGGCCCUCCUGGGGGGCAGGAGGCUGUGUCCUCCCAGAGGCGGGGAGAGAACUCUCUCUCUUCCUCCUCGUAACCACACACCAAUCCUGUCUGAUUAGGACACAGACCUCAUGAUCUCAUCUAAUCUGUGCAGGAGAAGAGAAUUGGGUGGACAGCAGGACCAUCUACGUGGGACACAGGGAGCCACCUCCGGGCGCAGAGGCCUACAUCCCACAGAGAUACCCAGACAACAGGAUCGUCUCGUCCAAGUACACAUUUUGGAACUUUAUACCCAAGAAUUUAUUUGAACAAUUCAGAAGAGUAGCCAACUUUUAUUUCCUUAUCAUAUUUCUGGUGCAGUUGAUUAUUGAUACACCCACAAGUCCAGUGACAAGCGGACUUCCACUCUUCUUUGUCAUUACUGUGACGGCUAUCAAACAGGGUUAUGAAGACUGGCUUCGACAUAAAGCAGACAAUGCCAUGAACCAGUGUCCUGUUCAUUUCAUUCAGCACGGCAAGCUCGUUCGGAAACAAAGUCGAAAGCUGCGAGUUGGGGACAUUGUCAUGGUUAAGGAGGACGAGACCUUUCCCUGCGACUUGAUCUUCCUUUCCAGCAACCGGGGAGAUGGGACGUGCCACGUCACCACCGCCAGCUUGGAUGGAGAAUCCAGCCAUAAAACGCAUUACGCGGUCCAGGACACCAAAGGCUUCCACACAGAGGAGGAUAUCGGCGGACUUCACGCCACCAUCGAGUGUGAGCAGCCCCAGCCCGACCUCUACAAGUUCGUGGGUCGCAUCAACGUUUACAGUGACCUGAAUGACCCCGUGGUGAGGCCCUUAGGAUCGGAAAACCUGCUGCUUAGAGGAGCUACACUGAAGAACACUGAGAAAAUCUUUGGUGUGGCUAUUUACACGGGAAUGGAAACCAAGAUGGCAUUAAAUUAUCAAUCAAAAUCUCAGAAGCGAUCUGCCGUGGAAAAAUCGAUGAAUGCGUUCCUCAUUGUGUAUCUCUGCAUUCUGAUCAGCAAAGCCCUGAUAAACACUGUGCUGAAAUACAUGUGGCAGAGUGAGCCCUUUCGGGAUGAGCCGUGGUAUAAUCAGAAAACGGAGUCGGAAAGGCAGAGGAAUCUGUUCCUCAAGGCAUUCACGGACUUCCUGGCCUUCAUGGUCCUCUUUAACUACAUCAUCCCUGUGUCCAUGUACGUCACGGUCGAGAUGCAGAAGUUCCUCGGCUCUUACUUCAUCACCUGGGACGAAGACAUGUUUGACGAGGAGACUGGCGAGGGGCCUCUGGUGAACACGUCGGACCUCAAUGAAGAGCUGGGACAGGUGGAGUACAUCUUCACAGACAAGACCGGCACCCUCACGGAAAACAACAUGGAGUUCAAGGAGUGCUGCAUCGAAGGCCAUGUCUACGUGCCCCACGUCAUCUGCAACGGGCAGGUCCUCCCAGAGUCGUCAGGAAUCGACAUGAUUGACUCGUCCCCCAGCGUCAACGGGAGGGAGCGCGAGGAGCUGUUUUUCCGGGCCCUCUGUCUCUGCCACACCGUCCAGGUGAAAGACGAUGACAGCGUAGACGGCCCCAGGAAAUCGCCGGACGGGGGGAAAUCCUGUGUGUACAUCUCAUCCUCGCCCGACGAGGUGGCGCUGGUCGAAGGUGUCCAGAGACUUGGCUUUACCUACCUAAGGCUGAAGGACAAUUACAUGGAGAUAUUAAACAGGGAGAACCACAUCGAAAGGUUUGAAUUGCUGGAAAUUUUGAGUUUUGACUCAGUCAGAAGGAGAAUGAGUGUAAUUGUAAAAUCUGCUACAGGAGAAAUUUAUCUGUUUUGCAAAGGAGCAGAUUCUUCGAUAUUCCCCCGAGUGAUAGAAGGCAAAGUUGACCAGAUCCGAGCCAGAGUGGAGCGUAACGCAGUGGAGGGGCUCCGAACUUUGUGUGUUGCUUAUAAAAGGCUGAUCCAAGAAGAAUAUGAAGGCAUUUGUAAGCUGCUGCAGGCUGCCAAAGUGGCCCUUCAAGAUCGAGAGAAAAAGUUAGCAGAAGCCUAUGAGCAAAUAGAGAAAGAUCUUACUCUGCUUGGUGCUACAGCUGUUGAGGACCGGCUGCAGGAGAAAGCUGCAGACACCAUCGAGGCCCUGCAGAAGGCCGGGAUCAAAGUCUGGGUUCUCACGGGAGACAAGAUGGAGACGGCCGCGGCCACGUGCUACGCCUGCAAGCUCUUCCGCAGGAACACGCAGCUGCUGGAGCUGACCACCAAGAGGAUCGAGGAGCAGAGCCUGCACGACGUCCUGUUCGAGCUGAGCAAGACGGUCCUGCGCCACAGCGGGAGCCUGACCAGAGACAACCUGUCCGGACUUUCAGCAGAUAUGCAGGACUACGGUUUAAUUAUCGACGGAGCUGCACUGUCUCUGAUAAUGAAGCCUCGAGAAGACGGGAGUUCCGGCAACUACAGGGAGCUCUUCCUGGAAAUCUGCCGGAGCUGCAGCGCGGUGCUCUGCUGCCGCAUGGCGCCCUUGCAGAAGGCUCAGAUUGUUAAAUUAAUCAAAUUUUCAAAAGAGCACCCAAUCACGUUAGCAAUUGGCGAUGGUGCAAAUGAUGUCAGCAUGAUUCUGGAAGCGCACGUGGGCAUAGGUGUCAUCGGCAAGGAAGGCCGCCAGGCUGCCAGGAACAGCGACUAUGCAAUCCCAAAGUUUAAGCAUUUGAAGAAGAUGCUGCUUGUUCACGGGCAUUUUUAUUACAUUAGGAUCUCUGAGCUCGUGCAGUACUUCUUCUAUAAGAACGUCUGCUUCAUCUUCCCUCAGUUUUUAUACCAGUUCUUCUGUGGGUUUUCACAACAGACUUUGUACGACACCGCGUAUCUGACCCUCUACAACAUCAGCUUCACCUCCCUCCCCAUCCUCCUGUACAGCCUCAUGGAGCAGCAUGUUGGCAUUGACGUGCUCAAGAGAGACCCGACCCUGUACAGGGACGUCGCCAAGAAUGCCCUGCUGCGCUGGCGCGUGUUCAUCUACUGGACGCUCCUGGGACUGUUUGACGCACUGGUGUUCUUCUUUGGUGCUUAUUUCGUGUUUGAAAAUACAACUGUGACAAGCAACGGGCAGAUAUUUGGAAACUGGACGUUUGGAACGCUGGUAUUCACCGUGAUGGUGUUCACAGUUACACUAAAGCUUGCAUUGGACACACACUACUGGACUUGGAUCAACCAUUUUGUCAUCUGGGGGUCGCUGCUGUUCUACGUUGUCUUUUCGCUUCUCUGGGGAGGAGUGAUCUGGCCGUUCCUCAACUACCAGAGGAUGUACUACGUGUUCAUCCAGAUGCUGUCCAGCGGGCCCGCCUGGCUGGCCAUCGUGCUGCUGGUGACCAUCAGCCUCCUUCCCGACGUCCUCAAGAAAGUCCUGUGCCGGCAGCUGUGGCCAACAGCAACAGAGAGAGUCCAGCAGAAUGGGUGCGCACAGCCUCGGGACCGCGACUCAGAAUUCACCCCUCUUGCCUCUCUGCAGAGCCCAGGCUACCAGAGCACCUGUCCCUCGGCCGCCUGGUACAGCUCCCACUCUCAGCAGGUGACACUCGCGGCCUGGAAGGAGAAGGUGUCCACGGAGCCCCCACCCAUCCUCGGCGGUUCCCAUCACCACUGCAGUUCCAUCCCAAGUCACAGCUGCCCUAGGUCCCGUGUGGGAAUGCUCGUGUGAUGGAUGGUCCUAAGCCUGUGGAGACUGUGCACGUGCCUCUUCCUGGCCCCCAGCAGGCAAGGAGGGGGGUCACAGGCCUUGCCCUCGAGCAUGGCACCCUGGCCGCCUGGACCCAGCACUGUGGUUGUUGAGCCACACCAGUGGCCUCUGGGCAUUCGGCUCAACGCAGGAGGGACAUUCUGCUGGCCCACCCUGCGCGCUGUCAUGCAGAGGCCAUUCCCCCAGGCCUGUGUCUUCACCCACCUGCCAUCAUUGGCCUUUGCUGUCACUGGGAGAGAAGAGCCGUCCAGGGACCCAUGGUGGCCCACAUGUGGAUGCCACAUGCUGCUGUUUCCUGCUUGCCCGGCCACCACCCAUGCCCUCCAUAGGGUGAGGUGGAGCCAUGGUGGUGCGUCCUUUACUCAACAACCCUCCAAUCCGGAUGCUGUGGGAAGGGCCGGGUCACUCGGAUACCAUCAUCCCUGCGGAUGCACCGCCGUACCCUGCUCAUCUGGGAGUGGUUUCCCUGCGGUUACGUCCAAGCCCGCCUGCCCUGUGUGUUGGGGCUGGCUGAGUUUCGGUCUCCCCAUCACCGGCCGCCUCGUGGAGAAGGCAGUGCCACGUGGGAGGACAAGGCCACGCCGGCAGCUUCCAGCCCUGCCGCAGAAGUGCCAGGAUGUCCAUCAGCCACUCGCCAGGGCACGGAGCCGUCAGUCCACUGUUACGGGAGAAUGUUGAUUUCGCGGGUGCGAGGGCCGGGAGACAGAUACUUGGCUGUGAUGAGCAGACAUCCUCUGUCCCCGUGGAGGGGUCAACACCAAGGUGGUGUUCGUGCACCAGAACCUGUCUCGGGCUGACGGGGGUGGCACACAGGACACGGGUGGAUCCCAACAGGCAGCACCGCACCUCUGCCCGCCUCCCGCACUGCAGCUCCGCCCGCCGGGCUCUGCGUCCCCACGUCCCCUCGUCCCAUCCCCACGUCCCCUCAUCCCGUCACCUCGUCCCCACAUCCCCUUGCCCCGUCACCUCGUCCUCAUGUCCCCUUGUCCUGUCACCUCGUCCCCACGUCCCCUCGUCUCCUCAUCCCCACGUCCUCUCGUCCCCUUGUCCCGUCCCCACAUACCCUCGUCCCCAUGUCCCCACGCAGGGCUCUCCUUCGUCUUAGGAUCUGUCCAGCGCUGCUCUGGGUGGGUUAGCAACCCCAGGGCUGCUGUGAUAGGAAGUCCCUGUUGUUCUCCGUACUGGCAUUUCUAUUUCUAGAAAUAAUAUUUGACAUAGCCUUAAUGGUCCUUAAAGAAGACAUUUCAGUGUGAGAUUCAGACUUCAGACGCUGAAACUGCUGCCUUUCAGGAAAGCACCACCAACGCUGGAGGAGGAGCCGGCCCUCACGCCCGCCCCGCGCCACGCUGUGGAACGGGGCUCCGGCAAGUGAAACCCAGAGGGUGUUUCCGAGGUGCUCGACAGUAGGUAUUUUUGGAAGCUCAGAUUUCACCAUUUGAUUGUAUAAUCUUUUACCUAUAAAAUAUUUAUUUGAAGUAGAGGGUAAAUCAGCGGUAAGAACAGUGAACACAGUGGUUGGGAUAAAAUAAGGUGACAAACAUCACACCAAAGAUGAGGGUAGCGAGCAACUGGCUUGAGCAGACAGAACGGGGAAGACUCCACUCUGUCCCGAGGGGCCAGCCGCAGGCGUCCCCAGGGCCACCCUGCCCUGAGGUCCUUGUGUGGCCGCCCUGGCUUGGCAGCCCUGCCCACGCUGCCCCCGCAAACAAUGGUGUGUGCGUUUUUACAGCCCUUUUUAGGAACCCAAUAUGGGCAUAAAUGUAACACCUGUAGCGGGGGCAGAUUCUCUGUAUGUUCAGUUAACAAAUUAUUUGUAAUGUAUUUUUUUAGAAAUCUUAAAAUUGCCUUUGCACUGAAGUAUUUUCAUAGCUGUUUAUAUCUCUUUUAUUCAUUUAUUUAACAUACUGUCUAAUUUUAAAAAUAGGUUUUUAAAGCUUUCAUUUUUAAGUUUAUGAAAUUUUGGCCACUUUACAUUUAGAUUCUGGUGAGAGUUUUGACUGAAUGUUCCAAUCUCUGAUGAAUGCGAAUUUUCAGAUUUGAUUUUAUUCUCUACACACACCUCUUCUUUUCUUGGUAUUUCUGGUGGCAGUGAUUAGUUGAACAGCACAUUUAAGGCACGAUAAUUUGCUACACUUUUUCUUUACAAUUUGUUGCAAUUUCAUCUGCUUUCUAUGUUUCAUUGUUAAUUGCCAUCCUUCAGCCUUAAAAAUAGAAGAUUCUCACGUGAAGGUUUAGUAAGUUGGGUCCCAGCUCUGCCUGUGUGGAGAUAGUCACCAUGUACCUCUGACAACAAGUUUUAGUGUGAAAGUCACUAAACUUUUACACACUCCCAAACGUCUUUUUAAAAAUUGCUUGGGAAAUUAUUAAAUGAAUGUGCCUGAUGAUUUGAAAUAGACAAGGGGCACGAGAUAAAAAAGAAAAGGAUGAGAAGAUCCUCAGUGAAUGACGUUGCAGGGUCUUCAUGCAAUUUUCCACCUCGCAGUAGUUAGUAUUUACUUGCCUUAAACUAACUUUGAAGCAAGUAAUGUCAACUUUGAGCACUUUGUUGAGUUUUGAAAAAUCUUAUUUGUUGCUGCACAGGUUAAUAAAUUAUCAAUUUGUAAUUCAGCAUGUUGGUCAGAGACACGGUCACUGAUUCACACCCAGUCCCUGCCACAGACCGUCUCAGACACGCACAGUGGGCCUGCUGCAUGAUUCACACCCAGUCCCUGCCACAGACCGUCUCAGACACGCACAGUGGGCCUGCUGCAUGAUUCACACCCAGUCCCUGCCACAGACCGUCUCAGACACGCACAGUGGGCCUGCUGCAUGCGUGUUACCUGGCUUUUGGCUCCACGCUCACUCAUAGCCAUGUCCACAUGGGGGCUUGCACACAGGAUCACUCACAUAUGUACAUGUACCCACCACAAACGUGCAAGCUCCUGCACACAUGCAUGCACACAAACGUGUACACAAGUGUGAGCUCCUACACGCAUACACACACACACGUGUACAUGCACCAAAGCAUGUGUGACCUACAGACAUGCAGAACAUGCACGUGUACACAUACCACAGACACGCGUGUGCAUGCUCCUACACAAUACAUAUGCACAUAUCAUGAACAGCGUAAGUUCCUACACACGGACGUGUGAUACACACAUGCAUGUACAGGUAAGCACACAUGUACAAGCUCCUACAGGCUUGCUCUCACACACGUGUAUGCACAGCAGAGAGACGUAUGAGCUUCUACUGCACACAUGCACACACACACGCACACGUACAUUCACUACAAACGUGCAGCCUCCUGCACACGUGCACAUUCAUGUGUACACCACAAAUGAGUUCCCAGACGUGUAAACACACGUGCACACAUCGUACACAUGUGAGCUCCCACACGUACACACAGAUGCACAUGGACACACCCCAAACACGCACAGGCUCCUACACACAUGCACACACGUGUACACCACAAACGAGCUCCCAGACAUGUAAACACACGUCUCCCACACGUGAGCUCCCACACGUACACAUGCACAUGUACGCACCACAAACACAUGCGCAGGCUCCUGCAGGCGUGAAUACACACAUGCACACACAUAUACACACAUGUGCCACAAACAAGUGCACACUGUCCUGGUGUCCUGCACUGCAUCCUGCCUCCUUGCUGAGGGGCCCCUGUGAGAGGCCUCUGGAUGGGCAUGGGAAGAUGGGCUCCCUGGCCCCCAGCCCAUGCCUCCCUGGGAUGAAGAGUCCCCCUCCUGGCAGAAUGUCUGGGCUUUGCAGAGCAGGCCCCGGGGGUGAAGUCGCAGCUUCACUUACACCAGCUGCUCUGUGAGCAAGGCUUGGUGCCCUGGACAAGGCCCUUCCCCUUUAGGGAGGUCCAGCCUCGCAAGCUGAAACCUCCCCUCGGCUCAGCCCUAUACCAGGCGGCCACAGCAGGACUGGCCACACCCACGCCGCACCUCAUCCGUGCACGCGUCGGAGCACGGCCAGCCUUCCGCCACGAGCCAGCUGGGAAGGGCCGCGGCCGCCUAAAGCCCCAGUCAACCCAGCCUGUGUCUGAGCAGACAGGGCGAACAAGCAGGCCACACCGUCUCGAGGGAGGAGGCCAGAUGCGGCCAGCGUCUCCAACAGGGUGACCAUCCGCUCGGCUUGCUGAGCGUUUAAACAAAUGUUUAGACAGGCUGUGGGGACUCCCCUGAGUUGAGCCUUGGCCAGGGGUCCGGUGCUGUCGCGGGAAACCUCCAGCCUUGUUCUUCAAACCACUCAGCUCAUGUGUUUUGCACUGACUAGUACUGAAUAAUACAACCACUCUUAUUUAAUGUUAGUAUUAUUUAUUUGACAACUCAGUGUCUAACAGCUUGAUAUGCAGGUCCUUGCAUCCUACAUUUCUUUAGGAAGUUACCCAUUUGUAACUUUAAAAACAGGAAAAAUAUCAGUUGGCAAAUGCAAUCUUUUUUUUUUUUAAGCUAAAGGUGGGUGAACUGGAAUGAAAAUCUUUCUGAUGUUGUGUCUAUAAGCAGCCUUGAUGGGAUAUGUUAGAAGUGUCAUGAAAGUGUGAUUCUACUUUUGCAGAAAAAUCUAAAGAUCAAUUUAUAUAGCUUUAUUUUUUACUUUAUCAAAGUAUACAGAAUUUUAAUAUGCAUAUAUUGUGUCUGACUUAAAAUUAUAAUGUCUGCGUCACCAUUUAAAAUGUCUGUUCAUUAUGUAAUGUAAUAAAAGAAGGUCUUCAAAAAUGUAUUUAACAUGAAUGGUAUCCAUAGUUGUCAUCAUCAUAAAUACUGGAGUUUAUUUUUAAAUUAUUAAACAUAGUAGGUGCAUUAACAUAAAUCAGUCUCCACACAGUAACAUUUAACUGAUAAUUCAUUAAUCAGCUUUGAAAAAUUAAAUUGUUAAUUAAACCAAUCUAACAUUUCAGUAAAGUUUAUUUUGUAUGCUUCUGUUUUUAACUUUUAUUUCUGUAGAUAAACUGACUGGAUAAUAUUAUAUUGGACUUUUCUCUAGAUUAUCUAAGCAGGAGACCUGAAUCUGCUUGCAAUAAAGAAUAAAAGUCUGCUUCAGUUUCUUUAUAAAGAAACUCACACAA
Homo sapiens (human) is the source of this 15516-nucleotide messenger RNA. RefSeq names its product ATPase phospholipid transporting 11A (gene ATP11A). Gene Ontology annotation, cellular component: early endosome; membrane; plasma membrane. Lineage: Eukaryota; Metazoa; Chordata; Mammalia; Primates; Hominidae. The coding region runs from base 7206 to 10412 and encodes 1068 amino acids. Gene Ontology annotation, biological process: positive regulation of myotube differentiation; aminophospholipid translocation; phospholipid transport. Gene Ontology annotation, molecular function: ATPase-coupled intramembrane lipid carrier activity; nucleotide binding; phosphatidylserine floppase activity. The transcript has 29 exons. The record is from RefSeq and is a predicted model, not a curated record.